Molecule: messenger RNA, 1095 nt
Organism: Mytilus trossulus (common blue mussel)
Lineage: Eukaryota; Metazoa; Mollusca; Bivalvia; Mytilida; Mytilidae
Product: protein LIAT1-like
Exons: 3
Coding region: 1-1095 (364 amino acids)
Source: RefSeq, a predicted model, not a curated record
AUGCGUGAAACAGUGAGACCACAUAGACAUAUCAGAUGUGUAAUACCCAGAGACCACAUAGAUAAGUCAGAUUGUGAGACCGCAGAAGUAUCGGAUGUUUUAGACCACAUACAUAUAUCCAAUCUAUACACUGAUCCACAGAGACAUAUCGAAUGUGCAGAAGGAGGAUUUCAUCAUCUUUCAAAUGCUGAAGAAGGAUUUCAUCAUCUUCCAAAUGCUGAAGAAGGAUUUCAUCAUCUUUCAAAUGCUAAAGAAGGAUUUCAUCAUCUUCCAAAUGCUAUAGAAGGAUUUCAUCAUCUUCCAAAUGCUAAAGAAGGAUUUCAUCAUCUUCCAAAUGCUAUAGAAGAAUUUCAUCAUCUUCCAAAUGCUAAAGAAGGACUUCAUCAUCUCCCAAAUGCUAAAGAAGGAUUUCAUCAUCUUCCAAAUGCUAAAGAAGGAUUUCAUCAUCUCCCAAAUGCUAUAGAAGGAUUUCAUCAUCUCCCAAAUGCUCUAGAAGGAUUUCAUCAUCUUCCAAAUGCUAAAAUAGAAUUUCAUCAUCUUCCAAAUGCUAUAGAAGAGUUUCAAAAUUUUCCAAAGGCAGAAGGGAUUCACGAUAUUUCAAAGGCAGCAGAAGGAUUGCACAAUAUUUCGAAAUCAGAAGAAGGGUUUCAAAAUAUUUCAAAGGCAGAAGAAGGAUUUCAAAAUCUUUCAAAGGCAGAAGGGUUUACAAUAAUACAAGGGCAGAAUUUCGCAAUACUUCAAAAAAAGGGUUUCAAGGCUUUAAAAGCAGAAGGAGGAUUUCAUCAUCUUUCAAAUGCUGAAGAAGGAUUUCAUCAUCUUCCAAAUGCUGAAGAAGGAUUUCAUCAUCUUUCAAAUGCUAAAGAAGGAUUUCAUCAUCUUCCAAAUGCUGAAGAAGGAUUUCAUCAUCUUCCAAAUGCUAUAGAAGGAUUUCAUCAUCUCCCAAAUGCUCUAGAAGGAUUUCAUCAUCUUCCAAAUGCUAAAAUAGAAUUUCAUCAUCUUCCAAAUGCUAUAGAAGAGUUUCAAAAUUUUCCAAAGGCAGAAGGGAUUCACGAUAUUUCAAAGGCAGCAGAAGGGUUUGUUUCACAAUCUUUCUAA